UUGUCUUACACACGUAUAGGAUAGUCACUGUCACGCGGGGAGUAUGAAACAUUGUUUGACAUUCUAAUACAACAUUUAAAUGGUCAAUUAAAACUUUUUGUAUCUCAUUCUCAAACGUGAUUUAAAAGUAGCAGGAACGUUGUCAGACAAAAGGAUGGACAACCUGACGAGAAUGUGCAUAAUGAGCCUGGUUAUUUAUAUAACUGUUUACCCUCGCACCUAUGCUGGGACAAUAUCCGUCAUACAUAAACGUUCUGUAGAAGGACUCAAAGAACCAGAAAAUACCAGAGAAGGUUUGUCUGAUGCUAGUCCAGGAGGACAGGGUACCGUUUUGCUACCUCAGAUAAACACGUUCCAAUUCUUUCUUCCAUUUUGGUGGCAUUACCUGAGACCAAUGUUAAAUGUCUUUACGACAAAUACAAACUUUAGACAAACGCUUCAGAAGGAAUACGAAUACGACACUGAAAAGGGAUUUGUGAAUGAACUUGACCCAUUUACGUUUAAGACAGAAUACGGGUCUAGUUUUGGACAAACUGAAGGAAUCGAAGCUGAAACUGCUGAAAAUAAUUUAGAUACUGAAAAUAUGAUGGAAUCUGACAUCCUCAUACCUUUCGGUCUAGUACCUGAAACAAAUGAACGACAUAUAGAAGAUGAUACUGCCGGUAAUGCCGCAAUAAUUUUACACAACUUUAGCAGUGAAAGUAAAAAUAAUGGUGUAAAUCAUGACAUGGAACAAUCCAAGGAAGAACAGAGGCGGUUUGCUCUAACGGGUAAUAUUGUUGGUUCGUUUACCCAGUCGUUAAUGGAGUUAAUGCCCUCACUGCGGGAAACAGCAGAGCAUGAGAAUCACUCUAGUGUGAAAACAAAUGACGAAAAUGAAAUUAACAGUCUUGUUAGAUGGGAACAAAACGAACGUGGCCCGCUUGAAAUGAAAGAAGCCAGCCCAAGUUUUGAAGGCGAAAGAGUUAAUAUUGCUUCAAUGUUGAUUACUAAUCCCAUGCAAAUCAGUAUUAAUGACCGGAUUAGGCAAGAAGAAGACAUUGGAGACCAGGGCGACAGACAGGGCGACAGAAGUAUAGGUUCUCUAGGAGGUGGAUUUACAAGUGAAAAUAAACAGGGUGAACCCAGCGAUCUGUUUGCAGGUGAAAAAUUCGCACCUAUUGAGCUCGAUAACUCUGACAGUAUUGCCGACUCUAUUUCGGGUCAAACAUUUACGCUACAUUUUUUCUCACCAAAUUCGCAUCUACAAAAUGAUCAAGACUCGAACACGUGAACUCAAGAGACUGUCAGAAUACUUGAAUGUAUCAAGAUAAAAAGACGAACUUGAUGGUAAUGAUUAUACUAAUUUAUCUGGAGAUUCGCGCAAAUAAUAUAUUUGAACAUGUUUCAUAUAAAACAUAAAAAAUCA
This is a messenger RNA of Mercenaria mercenaria, 1408 nucleotides long. RefSeq lists its product as uncharacterized. NCBI's taxonomy places the organism in Eukaryota, Metazoa, Mollusca, Bivalvia, Venerida, Veneridae. Bases 155 to 1273 code for a protein of 372 amino acids. The record is from RefSeq and is a predicted model, not a curated record. The transcript has 2 exons.